This is a messenger RNA of Panonychus citri (citrus red mite), 1296 nucleotides long. RefSeq lists its product as uncharacterized. The transcript is spliced from 2 exons. The record is from RefSeq and is a predicted model, not a curated record. The coding region runs from base 1 to 1296 and encodes 431 amino acids. Lineage: Eukaryota; Metazoa; Arthropoda; Arachnida; Trombidiformes; Tetranychidae.
AUGAGAUUGGUUAUUAUUUAUUUUGUGAUUCUCAGCUUCUUUGGGUUCACUUUUGUCUCAUUGGAGAGUUGGCCUGGGACAGGUAGCAGAGGUUUAGUUGCUCCAGCCGCUGUCGGUCAACAUUUACCAUCAAUGUUACCUGGACAAGCUUCUCCUGGUUCAUCAGCUCACUCAUCUGCUGGUUCUUUAGCUGGUGCUAAAUCUAAUCGUAUUGGAUCUGGAACAACCAGUGGAUCAGGUCAAGACGAUGACAUUUAUCCCGCUGAUCAGUCUUCAGGAAGUUCAAACGCUACUUCGCAAGCAACUGCAGGAUCAAAAUCCAAGGCUAAUGCUAAAUCGUCCACGACUAGUAAAUCAACUCCUUCCCCUUUAACCGAUGAUGCAGCAGACCCCAAGAAAAGUCUCAGCUCGAGCCCAAAAAACGAGCUCGGACCAAAACCAAGUCCAUUAGCUGAUCCUGAUGCUUCCUCUGACAUAUCCAAUUCAACUUCUAAUGCCUCUUCAGCCAGUGAUAGUGAUGUAGACGAUGAAGAAGCCUCUGUACCUGCCUCCGAAUCUGAAAAAUCAAAAUCAAAAUCAAGUGCCGCGACUGAGAAACCCGAUAAAUCAGAUAAAACGGAAAAAACGGAAAAACCAGAAAAAUCGGAAAAAUCCUCCAAGGCUCAUCCUGAUUCAUCUAAUAAGACCAAAUCUGACGAAGACUCAGAAUCGGGUGAUGAUUUCUUUGACUUGAUCGCAGCAGCAUCAGCAAACGCCACAUCAACAACCACCGAAAGCUCAAAGGCAACAGAAAGCAGCAACUCAACCACUAGUGACGAAAGCGAUUUAAAAGGGAAACCAACCGAAGAGAGCGUUACCGAGUCAAAAAACUUGACAUCAUCAUCCUCGUCGCUCUCUUCCUCAUCGUCUUCUUCGUCCUCUUCUUCUGCUUCUACUGAGAAACCAACAACAACGGAAAAGCCCGAUCCAGAUAAAGAAGAUUCAUGGUCAAAAGUUUUCGCAGGCUCAUAUUGGACAAAACCUAAGAACAAGACUAAAAACGAUAAGCCCUCAUCUUCAGCUUCAUCAUCAGAAUCCUCAUCUUCUUCCACAUCAUCAAAAGAUGACGAUUCCAAUAGCACCAUGACCCUUGACUUGAGCUCUUUAAAAUCAGUCUCACCUAAGUUGAAAGACGAUAUAAACAACAUUGUAGCCAAGGCUUAUAACAAAUCAGAACAUGCAAUUACUGGUUUAGUUAAAACAAUCAGCCAAACAGUUGUUGAUAUUUACGCUCGAUUAAGCAAUAAAAAGGAUUGA